Molecule: messenger RNA, 3946 nt
Organism: Castor canadensis (American beaver)
Lineage: Eukaryota; Metazoa; Chordata; Mammalia; Rodentia; Castoridae
Gene: Tgfb2
Product: transforming growth factor beta 2
Biological process (GO): transforming growth factor beta receptor signaling pathway; regulation of cell population proliferation
Cellular component (GO): extracellular region
Molecular function (GO): growth factor activity; cytokine activity; transforming growth factor beta receptor binding
Source: RefSeq, a predicted model, not a curated record
UGGACAUUGACUCUUGAUUGUUUGCAAAAGUCUCGUAUUAAAAACAAACUACCUGACCAAUACUUUGAGUUAUUGGUUUCUUUCUCUUUUUCUUAAAAAACCCCACAAAAACAAAACUUAAAAAACAAACCAUGCACUACUGUGUGCUGAGCGCUUUUCUGCUCCUGCAUCUGGUGACGGUAGCGUUCAGCCUUUCUACCUGCAGCACGCUCGAUAUGGACCAGUUCAUGCGCAAGAGGAUCGAGGCAAUCCGCGGGCAGAUCCUGAGCAAGCUGAAGCUCACCAGCCCCCCAGAAGACUACCCCGAGCCCGAGGAGGUCCCCCCGGAGGUGAUCUCCAUCUACAACAGCACCAGGGACUUGCUCCAGGAGAAGGCGAGCCGGAGGGCGGCCGCCUGCGAACGCGAGAGGAGCGACGAGGAGUACUACGCCAAGGAGGUGUACAAAAUAGACAUGCCACCCUAUUUUCCCUCCGAAAACGCCAUCCCGCCCACUUUCUACAGACCCUACUUCAGAAUCGUCCGGUUUGACGUCUCGGCAAUGGAGAAGAAUGCUUCCAAUUUGGUGAAAGCAGAGUUCAGAGUCUUUCGCUUGCAGAACCCAAAAGCCAGAGUGCCUGAACAACGGAUUGAACUAUAUCAGAUCCUCAAAUCCAAGGAUUUAACAUCUCCAACUCAGCGUUACAUUGACAGCAAAGUUGUGAAAACAAGAGCGGAAGGCGAAUGGCUCUCCUUUGACGUAACUGAUGCUGUCCAUGAAUGGCUUCACCAUAAAGACAGGAACCUGGGAUUUAAAAUAAGUUUACAUUGUCCGUGCUGCACCUUUGUACCAUCUAAUAAUUACAUUAUCCCCAAUAAAAGUGAAGAGCUGGAAGCAAGAUUUGCAGGUAUUGAUGGCACCUCCACAUAUACCAGUGGUGAUCAGAAAACUAUAAAGUCCACUAGGAAAAAAAGCAGUGGGAAGACCCCACAUCUCCUGCUGAUGUUAUUGCCUUCCUACCGACUCGAGUCACAGCAGUCCAGCCGGCGGAAGAAACGCGCUUUGGAUGCAGCCUAUUGUUUUAGAAAUGUGCAGGAUAAUUGCUGCCUGCGUCCACUUUACAUUGAUUUUAAGAGGGAUCUCGGGUGGAAAUGGAUACAUGAACCCAAAGGGUAUCAUGCUAACUUCUGUGCUGGUGCGUGCCCAUAUUUAUGGAGCUCAGACACUCAGCACAGCAGGGUCCUCAGCUUAUAUAAUACCAUAAAUCCAGAAGCAUCGGCUUCUCCCUGCUGUGUGUCCCAGGAUUUGGAACCGCUAACCAUUCUCUACUACAUCGGCAAAACACCCAAGAUCGAACAGCUUUCCAAUAUGAUUGUAAAGUCUUGCAAAUGCAGCUGAGAUUCUUGGAAAAGUGGCAAGACAAAAAAAUCACGAUGAUGAUGACAGCAACGAUGACGACGACAAUGAUGUUUGUAACAAGAAAACCUAAGAGAUCCUUGGUUCAUCAGUGUUAAAAAAUGUUUUGAAAAAGCGGUACUCAUUCACUUUGGAAGUUUGUGUUCUGUUUGUUAAACUGGCAUCUGAAACGAAAAAGUGAAAGGCCUUAUUCUGCAUUUCACCUACUUUCUGAGAGAGACAAGAAGCAAAAUCUUUUCUUUUUAAAGGAAAAAAUAAACACUGGAAGAAUUUGUUAGUGUUAAUUAUGUGAAAGAAAGAACAAAACAAAACAAAAAACCCAGGAAAAUCCUGUUGAGUGGAGUUGUUGUACUUACCGUUCAUACCCUGUGCUCCACUUGGUUUUCCUGUAUUGCUAUGCAAUAGGCACCCUUCUCAUUCUUACUCCUCGAGUUAACCGUGAGUUAUUUAUUGUGUGUUACUAUAUAAUGAACAUUUCAUUGCCCUUGGAAGAUAAUACAGGUGUAUAAAGUGGAGACCAAAUACUUUGCCAGAAACUCAUGGAUGGCUUAAGGAACUUGAACUCAAAUGAGCCAGAAAAAAAAGUCAUAUUAAUGGGAUGAAAACCCAAAUGAAUUAUGAUAUGACCUAGCAAGUCUGCGGUAAGAUAAAGACCUUGAAAACACAUGCUGUGUACAAACUGCCUAAGGAAGCAUCAUGUAAGGUUCAAACACUAAAAAGCCUGUUAAUAAAGGAAAAUUUCAGUCAGAAUAAGUCUGUAAGAUUUUCUUUUUUCCUUUUAAAUGUAAAUGGUUUGUUUUUUUUUUUUUUCAGUUUAGCAAAGCCAGUCAGUGGUGAGAUGUUUUGACAUGUACUGGUCAAACUUUGGACCUUAAAGUAUUGCCGUGGAGCUAUGUUAUAGGUUUUUCCUUUGUUCUGGGAUAUGUAACCACACCUAUGUUAUUAAAAUAGAUGGGUAUAGAAGCCGGCAUAAUUGAAGACACAUCUGCAGAUCUAUUUUGCAAGCUAUUAAAUCAAAAUACUAACUACUUUAUGUGUAAUGUGUAAAUUCUUGCCGUAUUUUUUAAUAUUCUGUAAUAAUGUCAACUAUGAUAUAGAUUGGACUUAAAUUUGGGCUCUAACAAUUAUUCACAAUCAAUGUUCCCUUUAGCUGGCCAGUACUUAUGAGUAAAACCCCUAGAUUUUGACUUGCACUACAAACACAUUUUUCAUUGUAUUUUCUCUACUUUGUGCUUUGUAUAUUGUCCAUUUUUAUGACAAGCUACCUGGGUCCAUUUUUCCUUUUUUUUUUUAUUUUACAGAAAAGAUAGAUUUGAGUUCAGUGGUCUACCUUCAUCUUCUAAGCAUCAUCAGUUAAAUCAGAUGUUAAAAAUCCUCUGUGUCAGGAAAUGGGGAAUGUUGGGGUCUCAUAGAUAAGUGAGCAGAAAUGUUUUGGGGUUUAGGAUCUGAAUCCAGAAUCUUGGUGACUAGAGUAUGAAAGGUUUCUCUAACUUGAUUUAAUUAGUAUUUUCACAGAUUUUGACUGCUGUUUAAAAGCAGACAAUUGACAGAAAACAUCUUUUUUUCUUUAAUCAGGUUUUUAGUGUUUAGGGGGAAAUUGAAAGAUACACAUUUUAGAUGAUUUUUUUAAGGGAAGGGGUGGGGGAGUCCAGGUUAGCAUUUGUCAUUUCACUCAUUUCCCUGAAGUUAAAGUUUUUAUAGAGGCUCUUUGAAGGUUGGAAAGGCACAAGCCAAAUUCUCCUAUAUGUAAAAUAUUCUUCUUCCAUCUGAGUGAGUGUUUUCUAUAGUUGAGGCCAGAGUUCACUUUGCUUUAAUAAAUUGUUUGCCACAUUACUGCCGAGGAGGUACCUCACAGUGGGCUUUGUAUGAUACGUUUGACACUUAUUUGUCUUUACCAUACAAAAUAAUAUAUAAAACAAUGGAAUAGUUGCCAUUUCACCUAAGGGCAGCAUAGUGAGGUAUGAAUCUAAAGAGAAGUUAUUUGAUAUGAUAUGUUUCUUUUUUGGAAUUUCCUGGCCAUUAAUUAAAACGAAGAAUUGGAUUAACAAAUCUGAAGACUGGAAAAGCAAGAGUUGGGAUGCCACAAUAGAACAACCCUUGUGUUAGAUGUAACUCAAUCACAGAUUUGAGUGUGUGGAUCUUUUUUUUUUUUUCUUCCACUUUUCUAUUAAUUCUAUGCAAAUCACUUUUAUUUCUACAGGUAUUUUUCUCUUGGAUAAAAUGACUGUUUUGUAUUAUUUUGUCUUUCUUUAUGGAUGCACUGAUAAUAUUUUAAAUGCUCUAUUUUAAGAUCUCGAGUCUUUUUUUUUUUAAUUUGGGGGUUCUAUAAGGUCUUUAUUCCCCAUAAGUAAAUAGUGCUGUGGGAAGGGAGGGAGGUGGGCAGGGCUGGGAGAAGCAUUAGGCUGUGGCAGCAGUUGUAUGUGUUAAGCAGCAGUACAAUUUUAUGGUUGGCAUGGUUUAAAAAAAUGGAAUAUAAGGAUAGCUGUUUUGUAUUUUGAUGACCAAUUAUGCUGUAUUUUAACACAAUGUAUGUCUGGUUUUUGUGGUGCUCU